This is a messenger RNA of Gastrolobium bilobum, 2065 nucleotides long. RefSeq lists its product as uncharacterized. Lineage: Eukaryota; Viridiplantae; Streptophyta; Magnoliopsida; Fabales; Fabaceae. The record is from RefSeq and is a predicted model, not a curated record. The coding region runs from base 686 to 1537 and encodes 283 amino acids. The transcript has a single exon.
UCUCUCGAAGGACGAGACCCCCCAACCAUAAGCCAGACAGGUACAUGCCGACCCUCUCUUACACCUGGACUCUCUUAUGUUAUUUUUCUGGCUCCUGGUUUUUGUGCACUUCUACAAGUGGUUUAUGGUUUAGGGGAUCUUUUUUUUUUUUUUUUUUCUCUUUUGGCCUGUUUAAAAAUGUUACUAUCUUUGAGGGUAAUGAUGGGACUAAUCCAUAUGUGUAUGCUCAAUCUUAAGUGGGGUUAAAGCUAAAAGGCUCAUGGCUUCAUGCUUAUGAUUUGCUUGUGUUGCUUUCAAGAGAGAGAGAGAGAGAGAGAAAGCUUUUUGGUUGGCCCUUUUAGCAGAUUGGUGUUCUGGGAGGUUUUACAAUUUGCUACCAAGGUUUGUUAAAGCUUUUUUGGUGGGGAGGGGAUGUAGUUAUAAUAUUACAUUGAAUUCUAGUCAAAAAUAUUAUUCAUAUUUUCAGUGCUUGAAUUUAGAAUUAGAGCAUAGGUUUAAGACUGUUUAGUAAAUUACCCAUUAAGCUUUUCCUCUUCUCUUUGUUGAAGUUGGGUUUUGAUUUUGUUUUUGUAGUUUCACUGGCCUUUUAUUUUAUUUUAUUUAUAUGAUUUUCUGAAAUAGAUGAAAUCUUUGGGAGGUUGAAAAAGUUAAAAAAGUGUUUUUUCAAUGUGAUUUGAGGACAAAGAUGAAAUCUUUGAGUAGUGUAGGUCUUGGUCUGAGUAUUGUUUUCGGUUGUCUUUUGUUGGCUCUGGUAGCUGAGGUUUACUAUUUGUUAUGGUGGAAGAAGAGGAUAACCAACAGAGAGAUUGAACAUGACUAUGGCAACCCAGUGAAAGAGCUAUUCUAUAUGUUUUGUUGGAAAAGGCCAUCAUCUUCUUUGAGGCAAACUGUUUUUACUCCUACAGAGCUUUGUUCUUCAAUGAGAAUAGGUGACACCCUUGUUCAUGAUCCAGAACUGCAACUUCAGUCACAAAGUAGCAAGGAAUUUCUUUUCAAACCCUUUGGGGAAGAUGGCAUUGAGGCAGAGUACAUGAGGCAGCAAGACCUCUUAGGUCCUCCAAGAUUCUUAUUCACAAUAGUAGAAGAAUCAAAGGAAGAUUUAGAAUCUGAUGAUGGAAAGUCCAAGGGUGAGAAAAGUGGAAAGGGUUCAAGGGGUAGAAGCUUGGGUGAUUUGCUAGUUGUGGAGACACCAUAUAUGACACCUACUGCUUCUCCACCUUAUUUCACUCCUCCUUUCACUCCUAUCAGCCCCUAUAACCAACGUGGAUUCAAUCCUCUUUUUGAAUCAACAACUGAUGCUGAGUUCAAUAGAAUAAAGUCAUCACCUCCUCCAAAAUUCAAGUUCUUACAGGAAGCAGAAGAGAAGCUUAGAAGAAAAUUGCAUGAUGAGAAUAAGGUAAAUGGAGAUGAGGUAGUUGAUAGUUCUUUUAUCACAAUAGUUGUUGACAAGAAAAUAGAAAGAGAGCUUACUCACCAAUCUCAUCUACCACCACAGUACCAUUCAAGUACUUCACAGGUACUUCCCUUAGCUUCUUGACACAUUCACCACACUCAGUUCAUCAACCAGAAGAAAGCAUCUAACAUCAAAGUUCUGCCAGUCAACUGAGUUUUUUUUUUUCCUUCAUUAAUCUUUCUAAUUACAUUGUGAAGAAUUCCACUUUUUCUUUUUUUUGUUUUGGGAAUUUGUUUCUCCCCUUUUAAGUUGUUUUGGGAUGCAGUCAUAGUUUAAUCUGCUAAGCCAGUUGUGAAAUGUACUCUCAAUGUUUCAUAAGACAUGGGGUGCAAUAUUUUCUGCGCAGAAAUGCUUAAAGGUGGGUCUGAUGCAAUAGGAAAAUUGAUGGGCAUUUUUUUUUCUUAUUAAAAUUUCCAUGCUCACCCAAAUUCUCCAUUUUCGUAAUGUAUCUGACACUGUAAUUAUUAUCAUUUUUUUGAGUGAUGAGGUGGUCCUAGUCUUCCAUACAUGCAGCUGUCAGAAGGACUUUGAAAGAAUUCUGAGUCUCUGCUAUUUAUUUUCUUUUCUUUUUUUCUCUUUACAAACAUAUGAAUAAGACAUGUCUUAAGCCAA